AUGAAGUACUCUCUCACCCUCCUCUCCCUCUCCAUGGCCUCAGCCAUCGCAACCCCCUUCUCCAGCACCCAAAAGUGUAACAUCGCCCCCAGCGCCUCCACCAACGGCAACAUUCAACCUUACCACACCGGUAAAGCCGACACCGCCGUCGACUGCCAGACCUUCUGUGCCUCCGAUGACCACUGCAAGUCCUUUGCCUUUGGCCUCGUCAAGGGCCACUCGCAGCCUACCUGUCUCCUCUUCAAGGUCUCAGCCUCCGAGGUUCCGGCUCGCAAGGACGGUCUUCACGUCUUUGAUAAGCAGUGUGCUGCUGAUCGCGUUCCUACUUCUGCGCCUACUGCCUCUGAGCCUUGGGGCAGUGUGCCAAAGAAAGUCCUUGUGAGGCGAUCUCUGAAGUGUAACUGUGCUGCUUCUGGUUCUGCGAGCGGUAGUGUUGAGCCGUACAAGACUACUACUGCUGCUACUGCUAAGGACUGUCAGGCUCUUGCUGAGGCGGAUUCUUCUUGCCAGAGCUUCUUGUAUGGUCUUCCUAGCGGAUCUAGCACUCCUGUCUGCAAGCUUUACAAGGUUGCUGCCGCCAAGGUUCCUGCUCGCAGCGAUACUCUCUUUGUCUUUGAUAAGGGCUGUUCUUCUAAGCAGGUUCCUACCACUCCUCCUACUGAGGACGCUCCCCGCGGUCUCGUAAGCACUGCCAAGACUACCAAGGUUCAAGCUGCGCCCAAGGCUACUAAGGUUGCUGAGGUGAAGACUGAGAAUCAGAACAACGAAGCUUACGAGGUCUCCAACUUCAAGCCCAAGACUACCAAGGUACAGAAGCCCAAGACUAAGGCUACCAAGGUCGCCAAGGUUGAGGACGACAACACCCAGUACGCUCAGGUCGGCGAUGACUCUGUUAAGAAGCAGGCCAAGGUUACUAAGGUCGCAAAGGUCAACAACGAGCAGGUCCAGAAGAACCAGGACAAGUCUGAGGCUAAUGUCACCAAGGUUGAGAACAAGCAGCCCAAAGCUACAAAGGUCCAGAACAGCAAGCCUCAGGCCACCAAUGUUCAGUACAAGGAUGAGACCAAGGACACCAACAACAACGAGAACAAGAACGUCAAGUCCGACAGCCCCAAGACCCUCGCUACCAAGGUCCGCAACAACCAGCACCAGGCCACCAAGGUCCAGGCCGUUGAGCACCAGGCUACCCAGGCUGAGGGUAAGAAGUCUGCUUGCAAGACCACCAAAGGCUCUGCUUCUCAGCCUAAGAUCACCCAGGCUUAG
Molecule: messenger RNA, 1263 nt
Organism: Fusarium verticillioides 7600
Lineage: Eukaryota; Fungi; Ascomycota; Sordariomycetes; Hypocreales; Nectriaceae
Exons: 1
Coding region: 1-1263 (420 amino acids)
Biological process (GO): proteolysis
Cellular component (GO): extracellular region
Molecular function (GO): protein binding
Source: RefSeq, a predicted model, not a curated record